Neofelis nebulosa (Clouded leopard) is the source of this 441-nucleotide messenger RNA. It is a transcript of the gene GNRH1, whose product is annotated as gonadotropin releasing hormone 1. Bases 1 to 279 code for a protein of 92 amino acids. Gene Ontology annotation, biological process: multicellular organism development. Gene Ontology annotation, cellular component: extracellular region. Gene Ontology annotation, molecular function: gonadotropin hormone-releasing hormone activity. The transcript is spliced from 3 exons. Lineage: Eukaryota; Metazoa; Chordata; Mammalia; Carnivora; Felidae. The record is from RefSeq and is a predicted model, not a curated record.
AUGGAGGCGAUUCCAAAACUUGUCGCUGGAUUUCUUCUGCUGACCUUAUGCGUGGUUGGCUGCUCCAGCCAACACUGGUCCUACGGCCUGCGCCCUGGAGGGAAGAGAAGUACUGAGAAUCUGAUUGAUGCUUUCCAAGAGAUAGCCAAAGAGGUUGAUCAACCCGCAGAACGUCCGCGCUUCGAAUGCACCAUCCACCAGCCCCGUUCUCCCCUCAAGGACCUGCGAGCAGUUCUGGAAAGUCUGACUGAAGAGGAAACUGGGCAGAAGAAGAUUUAAACCCACUGAGUCAAAAGGAUUGUCAACACAAGUAUAAUUCUGACAUUGCAAUUUGUGACCUGUUUAACGUCUAUCAAUUGUGUGAAUUUCAGAUACGCUUAUGCUAAAUUUGCAUAUUUCGCCAGGAAGUGCUGUGUUAUGAAUAAAGUGGCAUAAAUGUUA